Molecule: messenger RNA, 362 nt
Organism: Calliphora vicina (urban bluebottle blowfly)
Lineage: Eukaryota; Metazoa; Arthropoda; Insecta; Diptera; Calliphoridae
Gene: Obp19a
Product: Odorant-binding protein 19a
Exons: 2
Coding region: 10-360 (116 amino acids)
Biological process (GO): olfactory behavior; sensory perception of smell
Cellular component (GO): extracellular region
Molecular function (GO): dibutyl phthalate binding; odorant binding
Source: RefSeq, a predicted model, not a curated record
GAAGAGCAGAUGUGGGCCGCUGGUAAUCUAAUGAGAGACGUUUGCUCACCAAAAUUCCCCAAGGUUACUAAGGAAAUUGCUGAUGGUAUUAGAGAAGGCAACUUACCCAAUGAGAAGGAUCCCAAGUGUUAUGUCAAUUGUAUAUUGGAAAUGAUGCAAACGAUGAAAAAAGGCAAAUUCUUAUAUGAAGGUUCUCUAAAACAAGUUGAAAUACUAAUGCCGGAUCAUUUUAAAGACGAAUAUAGAGCAGGUUUGGCCAAAUGUAAGGAUGCUGCAGUUGGCAUUAAAAAUAACUGUGAUGCGGCUUAUGCAAUUUUCACUUGCCUUAGAUCAGAAAUUACUAGAUUUGUAUUUCCUUGAAU